Messenger RNA from Mytilus californianus (California mussel), 927 nucleotides. RefSeq lists its product as uncharacterized. The record is from RefSeq and is a predicted model, not a curated record. The transcript has 5 exons. The coding region runs from base 98 to 712 and encodes 204 amino acids. NCBI's taxonomy places the organism in Eukaryota, Metazoa, Mollusca, Bivalvia, Mytilida, Mytilidae.
CUAAAAAGUAUUUAAAUUCUUUCUGUUGUCUUUGUGACAUAAGCAUGGGUCACUAGUUAAAGAUAUUCGUUGUAUCCAGGGACUUACACAACAAAAAAUGGAGGACGACGUUCCAGAAGAACACAAAGAGCGUCUUGAACAGUUGUUCUACAUGUACUGUCAUCCAGACUCUGGGUUACUCACCAAGGAGGGUUUUAUCUCUGUGUUACGUGGUUUACACCUUGAUCCAACCAACACCUUUAUCGAAUCUAUAUACGCUGAACACAACAAAGACGGCAAUGACGAUGGAAUUAGUCUUUACGAAUUCAAAUCAUGGAUGAAGAAUAGAUGGAAUACUAAAGAUGAAAUGGAAAACAGAUUAUUUUCAUCACUGGAAGUUUUGUUCUCACGAUAUUCUGACAAUCCAUCACGUGAUAUGAGAAAUCUGAAAAUUCCACUCAACGAUCUCAUGGAUGCUUUGCAAAACGCAGGUAGCGAACCUUUAAAUAAAACGGAAGCUGAUCUUAUUCGAACAGAGCUUUCCGCAAUAGAUACAUCAGGAACUGGAAUAUUAGAUGGAAAAGAUUUGGUAACCUUUCUACACGGAGAAGACGAGACGUUGUCAGCUCGAGAUAGUGUCCGGAAAGGAUUAGCAACGGCUAGAGGUGGACCACGACAAAUGGUAAAAAGUACUAAUGAGAUUGAAAGAACGCCAACAGGGGACCAGUAUUAGUUUAACCAAGCAACAUAAACUAUUUUCAUGAGGAAGUCUCAUUAUACCGUUGUCAAUUGUCAAACAUUUAUCAUUGAAAAUUACACGAUGAAAGCACUAUAGUGUGUAUUUUUGUGUCUUAUAACACAAUCAAUAAAUGUCAAGUAUAUAUUGCAAAUAAAGCCCAUAAAUUACUGAGUUGCUUUAUACAAAGCAUUCAGUUCUUGGUAGACGAA